UCUCACGUAGGCUAUAUGAGUUCCACGCCCCGUUCCUCCCCUUCAGUUGUCCUUCGGAGGGUGAUCGAGGUGGUGCGUAGUCGCGGUUCCUGUUGGGCGUUUUGGGGAAAGUUCCAGGGCUGUUCUGCGUACUGUGUGUCUGACCUCGACCGUUUGCCUCCAAGCGCCACCCGCACCACCACCAUGCCUGGCCACAUCGUCAAGAGCACCGGCCCGGACCCCGACCCCACCGAGUACCUGUACGUGUCCCUGGAACAGAAGCGCAUCGACCAGACCAAGCCCUACGAUGCCAAGAAGGCCUGCUGGGUCCCCUGCGAGAAGGAGGGCUACGUCCUCGGCGAGAUCCAGGGCACCAAGGGCGAUCUGGUGACCGUCCUGGUGCCCGGCGGUGACACCAAGAACUUCAAGAAGGAUCUGGUGCUGCAGGUCAACCCUCCCAAGUUCGAGAAAUGCGAGGAUAUGUCCAACUUGACCUAUCUCAACGAUGCCUCCGUCCUGUACAACCUCAAGCAGCGUUACAUCACCAAGCUCAUCUACACCUACUCCGGCCUCUUCUGCGUCGCCAUUAACCCCUACAAGCGCUACCCGAUCUACACCAACCGCUGCGUCAAAAUCUACCAGGGAAAGAGGCGUAACGAAGUCCCCCCUCACAUCUUUGCCAUUUCCGACGGCGCCUACAUGGACAUGUUGCAGAACCACGAGAACCAGUCUAUGCUUAUCACAGGAGAAUCUGGUGCAGGCAAGACUGAAAAUACAAAGAAGGUCAUUGCUUACUUCGCCAAUGUCGGCGCUUCCACUAAGAAGCCCAAAGAAGGCGAGAAGAAGCAGAACCUUGAGGAUCAGAUCGUGCAGACCAACCCUGUCCUGGAAGCUUUCGGUAACGCCAAGACCGUGCGAAAUGACAACUCCUCUCGCUUCGGUAAAUUCAUCCGCAUUCACUUCGGUCCGUCUGGCAAGCUGUCUGGGGCUGAUAUCGAGACCUACCUGCUGGAGAAGGCUCGUGUCAUCUCUCAACAGUCUCUGGAAAGGUCUUACCAUAUCUUCUAUCAAAUCAUGUCCGACUAUGUGAAGAAUCUGAAACCAAUGUGUUUCUUGUCGAAUGACAUCCACGACUAUUACUUUGUCAGUCAGGGUAAAGUAACAGUAGCGUCCAUUGACGACAAUGAGGAAAUGCAAUUCACGGAUACGGCCUUCGACGUGCUGGGCUUCUCGCAGGAGGAUAAGGACAACGUGUACAAGGUGACAGCUACCGUCAUGCACUUCGGCAACCUCAAGUUCAAGCAGAGGGGUCGCGAGGAGCAGGCAGAACCCGACGGCACUGAGACCGGCGACAUCUGCGGCAAGCUCCUGGGCAGUGACGGCGCCGAGCUGUACAAGAACCUGACGAAGCCCAAGAUCAAGGUCGGCAACGAGUUCGUGACGCAGGGCAGGAACAAGGACCAGGUGUACUACUCCGUGGGCGCCCUGGCCAAGGCCCUGUUCGACCGCAUGUUCAAGUGGCUCGUCAGGAAGUGCAACGUCACCCUCGAGACAGGCCAGAAGCGAGUCAUGUUCAUCGGUGUGCUCGACAUUGCCGGCUUCGAAAUCUUCGACUUCAACAGUUUUGAACAGCUGUGUAUCAAUUUUACAAACGAGAAACUACAACAAUUCUUCAACCACCAUAUGUUUGUCCUGGAACAAGAGGAAUACAAACGGGAGGGAAUUGAAUGGACCUUCAUUGACUUUGGUCUUGACCUCCAGGCUUGUAUUGACCUCAUUGAAAAGCCUCUAGGUAUCCUCUCCAUCCUUGAAGAGGAGUCUAUGUUCCCUAAGGCUACCGACAAGUCCUUCGAGGAGAAGCUGAAGACUAACCACCUUGGUAAGUCUCCCAACUUCAUCAAGCCGAAGCCUCCCAAGCCGGGCCAAGCCGAGGCCCACUUCGCCAUCGUCCACUACGCCGGCACUGUGCCCUACAACCUCGCCGGCUGGCUUGAGAAGAACAAGGACCCGCUCAACGACACCGUGGUCGACCAGAUCAAGAAGUCGAGCAACCAGCUGGCCGUCGAGAUCUUCGCCGACCACCCCGGGCAGUCGGGAGCAGCCGAUACCGGUGGCAAGGGCGGCAAGCGCGCGAAGGGCUCAGGCUUCCAGACUGUGUCCGGCAUGUACAAGGAGCAACUCAAUAAGCUGAUGACCACCCUGAUGAGUACUUGUCCCCAUUUCAUCCGAUGCAUCAUUCCAAAUGAAUUCAAGCAGACUGGUGUCAUCGACGCCGCCCUCGUGAUGCAUCAGCUGACCUGUAACGGCGUACUCGAGGGCAUUCGUAUCUGUCGCAAGGGCUUCCCCAACAGGAUGAUCUACCCUGACUUUAAGCACCGAUAUCAGAUAUUGGCCUCGAAGCCAGCUGCAGCGGCCGAGGAUGACAAGAAAGCGUGUGGAAUCAUUCUCGAGAUUGUGGAGCUCGAGUCGGAGAAAUACAGGCUAGGUCACACCAAGGUGUUCUUCCGCGCCGGCGUGCUCGGCCAGCUCGAGGAGAUUCGCGACGACCGCCUCGCGAAGAUCAUCUCGUGGCUGCAGUCCUGGAUCCGAGGCUACACCAGCCGCAAGGCCUACAAGAAGCUCCAGGAGCAGCGCGUCGCCCUCAUCGUCGUGCAGCGCAACCUGAGGAAGUACCUGCAGCUGCGCACCUGGGCCUGGUACCGCCUCUGGCAGAAGGUCAAGCCCCUGCUCAACGUCACCCGCAUCGAAGACGAGAUCCGCGCCCUCGAGGAGAAGGCCGCCAAGGCUGAGGAGAACUAUGAGCGCGAGUCUAAGCUCCGUAAGGAACUCGAGGCCGCAAACCUUGCCCUGCUCGAGGAGAAGAACAACCUCAUGGUCGCCCUCGAAUCGACCAAGGGCAACGUGUCAGAGUACCUCGACAAGCAGGCCAAACUCCAGAGUCAGAAAGCCGACCUCGAGGCGCAGCUCAACGAAACCACCGAGCGCCUACAGCAGGAGGAGGAGGCCCGCAACCAGCUGUUCCAGGGCAAGAAGAAGAUCGAGCAAGAGAUCUCCGGCUUGAAGAAGGACAUCGAGGACUUGGAACUCACAGUGCAGAAGGCCGAGCAGGACAAGGCCACCAAGGACCACCAGAUCCGCAACCUCAACGAUGAGAUCGCCCACCAAGACGAGCUCAUCAACAAGAUCAACAAGGAGAAGAAGCACUUGCAGGAAUGCAACCAGAAGACCGCAGAGGAUCUGCAGGGCAUCGAGGACAAGUGCAACCAUCUCAACAAAGUUAAGGCCAAGCUUGAACAGACCCUCGAUGAGCUUGAGGAUUCUCUUGAGAGGGAGAAGAAGCUGCGAGGCGAGGUUGACAAGGCCAAGAGGAAGGUUGAGGGCGACCUCAAGUUGACACAGGAAGCCGUUGCCGACUUGGAGCGCAACAAGAAGGAGCUCGAGCAGACCAUCCAGCGCAAGGACAAGGAAGUGUCGUCCCUUGCAUGCAAGCUGGAAGACGAGCAGGGCCUCGUCUCGAAGCUCCAGAAGCAAAUCAAGGAGCUGCAGGCUCGCAUUGAGGAGCUCGAGGAGGAACUGGAGCACGAGCGCCGGCCGCGCGAGUCGGAUGACGACGAGGCCGGCGGCGCCACCGCUGCGCAGAUCGAGCUCAACAAGAAGCGCGAGGCCGAGCUGGCCAAGAUCCGCCGAGACCUCGAGGAGUCCAACAUCCAGCACGAGGCCGCCCUCGCCAGCCUCCGCAAGAAGCACAAUGACGCCGUCGCCGAGAUGUCCGAGCAGAUCGACCACCUCAACAAGAUGAAGGCCAGGCUUGAGAAGGAAAAAGCAAAAUUGAAUGGUCAAGUCGACGAUUUGAAGUUUGCUACAGAUCAAAUGGCUACCGAUAAGGCCGCUGCCGAGAAGAUGAACAAGCAGCUUCAGCACCAGAUUAACGAGAUCCAGUCCAAGCUCGACGAAGCCAACCGCACCCUCAAUGACUUCGACGCCACCAAGAAGAAGCUCGCCGUGGAGAACGCCGACCUUCUGCGCCAGGUGGAGGAAGCGGAGAGCCAGAUCGGCCAGCUGUCGAAGCUGAAGCUGUCUCUCACCAACCAGCUCGAGGACACCAGGAAGCUCGCCGACGAUGAGUGCAGGGAACGUGCAACUCUUCUCGGUAAGUUCCGCAACUUGGAGCACGACAUCGACGGCCUCCGCGAGCAGCUGGACGAGGAGGGCGAGGCGAAGGCCGACCUGCAGCGCCAGCUCUCCAAAGCCAACGCUGAGGCCCAGAUGUGGCGUGCUAAGUACGAGUCCGAGGGCGUCGCGCGCGCCGAGGAGCUCGAGGCAGCGCGCCUGAAGCUCGCCGCCCGCCUCGAGGAAGCCGAACAGCAGAUCGAACAGUUGAACAUCAAGAACAUGAACCUUGAGAAGACGAAGCAGCGCAUCGCCACCGAGCUCGAGGACAUGCAGAUCGAGGUAGAGCGAGCCACGGCGCUGGCCAACGCCGCCGAAAAGAAGCAGAAGAACUUCGACAAGAUCAUCUCCGAAUGGAAGAUGAAGGUCGACGAUCUCUCGGCUGAACUCGACGCCUCGCAGAAGGAAUGCCGCAACUACUCGACCGAGCUCUUCCGCAUCAAGGCCGCCUACGAGGAGAACCUGGAGCAACUCGACUCCGUGCGCCGCGAGAACAAGAACCUCGCCGACGAGAUCAAGGACCUGAUGGACCAGAUCGGCGAGGGCGGACGAUCCCUCCACGAGAUCCAGAAGAACGCCAGGCGCCUCGAGAUCGAGAAGGAGGAACUGCAGGCCGCCCUCGAGGAAGCCGAGGCUGCCCUUGAGCAGGAGGAGAACAAGGUGCUCCGCGCCCAGCUUGAGCUCAGCCAGGUCAGGCAGGAGAUUGACAGGCGCAUCCAGGAGAAGGAGGAGGAGUUUGAGAACACCCGUAAAUGCCACCAGCGCGCCAUUGACUCCAUGCAAGCUUCUCUGGAGGCUGAAGCAAAGGGCAAAGCUGAAGCUCUCCGCAUGAAGAAGAAGCUCGAGUCUGACAUCAACGAGCUUGAGAUCGCCCUCGACCACUCCAACAAGGCCAACGCCGACCUCCAGAAGCACAUCAAGAAGAUCCAGGGAGAGAUGAAGGAGCUCCAGGCCCGCGUCGAGGAGGAGCAGCGCCUCGCGUCGGAGUACCGGGAACAGUACGGCAUCGCGGAGCGCCGAGCCAACGCCCUGCACGGCGAGCUGGAGGAGUCCCGCACGCUCCUGGAGCAGUCCGACACGACCACAUCAAUGACAUCACUGCGCAGAACGGCUCCCUCACCGUCGCCAAGAGGAAGCUCGAGGGCGAAAUGCAGACCCUGCAUGCCGAUCUUGACGAGAUGUUGAACGAGGCCAAGAACUCCGAGGAGAAGGCCAAGAAGGCCAUGGUCGACGCCGCUCGCCUCGCCGACGAGCUCCGCGCCGAGCAGGAGCACGCCCAGACCCAGGAGAAGAUGCGCAAGGCCCUCGAAGUGUCCGUGAAGGAGCUCCAGGUCCGCCUGGAGGAGGUCGAGACCAACGCCCUGAAGACCGGCAAGAAGGCCGUGGCUAAGUUGGAGAGCCGCGUCAGGGAGCUGGAGAACCAGCUGGACGACGAGAGCCGCCGCCACGCCGACGCCCAGAAGAACCUGAGGAAGUGCGAGAGGCGCAUCAAGGAGCUCAGCUUCCAGUCCGACGAGGACAAGAAGAACCACGAGCGGAUGCAGGACCUGGUCGACAAGCUGCAGCAGAAGAUCAAGACGUACAAGCGGCAGAUCGAGGAGGCCGAGGAGAUCGCCGCCCUCAACCUGGCCAAGUUCCGCAAGGCCCAGCAGGAGCUGGAGGAGGCCGAGGAGCGCGUCGAGAACGCCGAGCAGGCUGCCAACAAGGCUAAGGUGAAGGGCCGCGCCAGUUCGCUGGCUCGGAUGUCCCCGCAGCCCACGGCCCAGCUGUUGCAGAGGAUGAUGCAGUAGACGACCCGUGUCCGGCCAGGUGUGACAUUCCCGGAGAAAGUGACACCAUUUUGGACAUCUCGACCGACUGUCCCUCGAUACUUCCCAUCAAACUUCCGUGGUUUUUAAUAACAAAUGAGUUAUUCAUCAUUGUUGUUUUAUCACUUUGAAUCGAGAAAUCCUUUGUUUUUCUCUUCUGUUGUGUCCUUGUAAGUUAAACUCAUCACCAGCGUAGUAUCACAAGGAGACGCGGCCGGUUGAAGGUGUGAGUGAGCUCGCAACGUGUUACCUUUCUCUCUUCCUCCCGCAAGCUGCCAUCUUUGCCCGAGUCGGAGAGUCUUAACGAGUCAGACACACACAAACAAGCAGUUAACAACCGAACAGCCCGGGUAAUAAUCGUUACUUGUCACUCUCUCUUUAACCGCCCUUGCGAGAUCGUUACCAGCCGUUAUCAGUUUUGAAUUAUUUUUUUGAAUAUAUGAUUUUUUUUUCAUGUGUUCAUAUAUUCCUUUAUUUCUUAUUCCAAACCCCAAGAAACACCAGACAGAAUGAACUUUCAAUCCUAAGAGUGUAAAUCUUGUUCUUUUUCCUUCACUGUGAGGCCGUGGGGUGACAUUAAUCUCCUUCUAUUCCCUCUCCUUUAGUGUUGACCGUCGCCAUUUUAGUGAACAGGGAAAGAGAGUUCAACGCGUGUAUUUAUUUUCUAGUUUAGAUCAUACUGGAUAAAAAAAAAAUCAACCCUUUAUAACAAUGAAAAAAAUAACUUGAUUCCUUGUGUACUACAACUGUUUUAAAAUGUAUGUAUGGAUCUGUACAAGAAUGCGUUAAAUAAAUAUAUGGCUGGGAAAA
Penaeus monodon (black tiger shrimp) is the source of this 6767-nucleotide messenger RNA. Its product is annotated as myosin heavy chain, muscle-like. Gene Ontology annotation, molecular function: cytoskeletal motor activity; actin filament binding; ATP binding. The record is from RefSeq and is a predicted model, not a curated record. Gene Ontology annotation, cellular component: myosin complex. NCBI's taxonomy places the organism in Eukaryota, Metazoa, Arthropoda, Malacostraca, Decapoda, Penaeidae.